Pestalotiopsis fici W106-1 is the source of this 351-nucleotide messenger RNA. RefSeq lists its product as uncharacterized. The transcript is spliced from 2 exons. Gene Ontology annotation, biological process: regulation of transcription by RNA polymerase II. NCBI's taxonomy places the organism in Eukaryota, Fungi, Ascomycota, Sordariomycetes, Amphisphaeriales, Sporocadaceae. Gene Ontology annotation, cellular component: mediator complex. The record is from RefSeq and is a predicted model, not a curated record. Gene Ontology annotation, molecular function: transcription coregulator activity. Bases 1 to 351 code for a protein of 116 amino acids.
AUGGCUGCGAUUCUGCGACGCUUCCUCAACAUGACCAAGGCGGCCACGGCGCCGAUUCCGAGGGACGGCGCACUAGACACCGAGGCCCUCAACCAGAUGCGGAUGGAGACGGAGACAAAUGCCUUGAUUACGGAAAUCCAGAACCUCCUCGUCAUUACGCGAGAGAUCAAGGCGCUCUGGAUCAAGGGCCCGCUGCGCAAGCCCGGCGAGGACGCCGCGCAGCAGGCCGAGCUGGACGCCAAGGCUAUGCGCGUCCAGGAGCUCUACAAUACGCUCAUGGCACAGCGGAUGGAGGGGCAGAAGCGCGACGCCGAGGCCAGGGCGCGCGGUUCGGAACAGCAAGCGGCGUGA